GAAACAUUUAAUGAUCAGCGCCAAUUUCUCAAUCCAGGAAACACUUUGUUUGCUACACAUGCUAGACAGCACCGCAUCGUACUCUUUGAUUUCCACGCUUUCAGUUCUUGCUUUAUCGUGACAAAGGACCCGAACGAACUAAGAUAUGCUGUCGCAACCUCUCAAUCUCUCACAUGGUGAAGGAGCCUUUACGUGGGAAUAUUCAUUAUCAUAAGGUCUCAUCGUGGGAGCUUUGCCGACUAUCGAAUGGGAUAAUAAUAGACAUGCUAUGCUCUUACCACAUCGAGCAUGUUUUUGGGGGUUUGGGGGCAUGGCUGAUCCGUCGCGUCAUCCCAGUGCUUUGGUACAUGCACUCAGCAGAUCCCGAUGCUUGGAUUCCAAACCAUUUGGCCUGCCUAUGAUACCUUCAGUCUUUUACAUCGUUUGUCUGCUUUCAAGUGGACGACUCUGGACGAUGCGUAAGGUAGGCUCCUUGGCUGGGAAUGUCUCUGAAAAGCCUUUUGUUCGACUUAAACCCCUCAGAUCCUUGCCAACCAGGGGGUCGAUAAUUUGUCGACGUCUUGGAAUCGCAUCCGAAGAGUGAGGCACAGGACGAAGCGAGGAGAGGCAACAAACUUCUCAGGCGCCUGUGCCAUGCGGAAAAACCCAGAAAAAAUGCCAGCCAACGUGCCUAUCUCGUCGCUAAAACCACCAGAAGAAACGAGACGCCUUAUUGGGCUGGGGCGAUAUUACCAGUAAGAGUACGACUCGUCGCACGCCAAGACCAUAUUUUAUAGCAGUCUUGAUCAAGUCUCAAAGUGCAGCUCAGACCAAAUUCUGACAUUGCUGGCAUAAAGUGAUCUGUCAAGCAAACAGACUCGAUGCCUGAUCCCAGUAUGCAACAAAGAGUAUUCCUUCAGGUAGAAGAUGUGCGUGCGGAGCGCAGGUAACGAAUUCCAGAUCCUGGCUCAAUCAUAGCGGUUGAAAAUGACUCGAAGCGAGUGGAAGGAUGCGAGCGAGUUUCCCAAAAUUGCGACUUGCAUGAGGAGAGGUGGUUUUCCUGGUGUGUUGGACUCACCCGCCGCAGAUGAACCAGGCCUAGCUUGACCCGACAGUUUGGAUAUCACAGUGAUAGUGCGACAUGCCCACAUGAGCCUUCCAUUCACAUGAUAAGAGGCGUCGGUCGGGGGACUGGUUCCGCUGCAGCUAUGUGGAUAAUAGUCGAUGCUGGAAGCUGAAGUGAGGACGCGGCCGCCCAACUGCUUGCCGUUGUCUCUUGUCGUGUUGGGUUGACCCGGGCCGGCCGUCAUUCGUCUAACAGCUUCGCUUCGCCAGCCGUCUCUUCUCGUCUCGUCUCCAUACGCAAACUAGACCGGGGUCAGCCCGAUCUCUAGGGCGCAGAUAUAGGAUUUCACCUUUCCAUGAGGGUUUAUGGAAAGGACACACACUACACCAUCUAUUGAGCCAAAGGCUGACUUGGAAACAGGCUUGUAUAUGUUGGGUUGCAUGCAUGAUGCAGUCGGUUACUGGUCAUUGAAACGAAACACUGAGCAGCUAAUGGCUUCACCAGGAGCUGAAUACCAAAUCAAACAUGAAGGCAGAAUGACACCAUAGGCCAGGACAUAGCUGUACCAUAUCAGAUGUACCAAAAACCAGGGUAGAUCUGAUCGCCAAUGGCCCACGGUGAGUGUCAAUCACAAAUUAAGUAGUGUUGGGUAAAUAUCAGGCGCAGAGAAGAUACCUUUCAACUACCUUAACGAGCUGCCUGUCUCAGCCCCAAUGCACAACCAACAGCUAUAAUGCUGAAGGAUGUCGGGUAGAGAACGAACCACAAACACCCUUGCACCUCGACCCAUAUCCGACGUGAAAUCUUGGGUGCCGCAACUAUUUGUUUGCUUGCCAUCAGAGGCGUGCAUGAGGUAGGUUGGUAUGGGCAUUGUUGGAUGCCAUACACUUCCCUAUCUGUCCCCUCCUUGGCUAAGGUGGUCAUUUAUAGAAGCGCAUCUCUCCCACAGAAUGUUAUCGAGAUCACACACACUUCUACUGACUUUUUCUUAAUUGAAGAUGCUCUUGAUCCCACGACAACAUGCUGGCCCCGUUGGCCGAGCAUUUGAACCUGAGCUCAAUCGCCCUUCGUAUCCCCACCAGAAGAAGUAUGCGUCGAGUUGUCCAACCUGGCUACCAAAAGUUCUUCAAACAAACAAAGUAUCGCUAUUAGAACGGCUCCCCAACGAUGUGCAGAGGCUCAUUUUUUCGGACCUGGACUAUCAGUCUCUCAUCUUCCUGUCCAUGGUGAACCGACACUUUCAUCGCACAGUAGACCCCCAACGCAUGGCAACACUACGAGACAAGUUUGAGUUGGUAAUGAGAGCAGCAAAGGACUUCCCACAACAUUGGGCCAGCGAGAAAAAGAAAGACCAAAGACCCGGAAACUUGGAGUGCUACUGGUGCUUCCGUGUACGGAGUCCGCAACACUUUGAUGUGUUACAAGCCAACACGGCGUACUUCGACCCACAAGGCCGAUUGAUACCGGAGCAGGAGGCGGGACCUCAAGACCGGCUUAUGCCCCUCCGCCGCUUCUGCAUCGGAUGUGGAGUAAAGGCUGGACUUCACGCACCAUCUGACUGCAUCGUGACAAGAACUGGUCUGGACCUCUGGGUUUGCCGAUGCCGACGUGUGUGGCAGAAACCCAACUGCCUGCAGUGUCCAGACUGCUCUUCAACUUGUCCACUGCGGCCCAAAAGAAGGUGGUGUGGCUGUGACUAUUCGUCUGCGCGACCCCAGCAUUGUGUCCUAUUGCAUCAGGGAAUUUAGGUGAUAGGCAUCGGCAAACGAAAGGCGUGCCUGUAUUAUGGAGACUCCCACAUAGAGGCUCCCACAUAGAACAAGGCCAUAGUUUCAAGGUACAUAUGGAGCUGAGGUUAGUCAGAUCGAGUCAUGCAUGGGUCGAAUCCAAGGGACACUUUACAUGAAACUGGGGCAAGAGACAUCCGGGGUAUGUAAAACUAUCGAUAUUCAUGUUGGCAUUGGGGAUUUUGAUAUGUUACUAGCGACUAAUUAGAAUGAUUCUUUCUUCUUUGAACCCGAUUACUUCCUCAGGCGUGAAAUCAUGACCAACGUAACCAUUGGACUGAAAUUCCAGAGAUGAAAAGCUAGAAAGAUUUACAUCCUUCUUGAAACAAGGU
Messenger RNA from Fusarium verticillioides 7600, 3164 nucleotides. RefSeq lists its product as hypothetical. The coding region runs from base 2044 to 2793 and encodes 249 amino acids. The record is from RefSeq and is a predicted model, not a curated record. Gene Ontology annotation, molecular function: protein binding. NCBI's taxonomy places the organism in Eukaryota, Fungi, Ascomycota, Sordariomycetes, Hypocreales, Nectriaceae. The transcript is spliced from 2 exons.